AUGUCUAAAUUUCUGAGAUCGGUGGCUGUUUCUUUCCACUCUAGUCCCGUGCCACCAGAUUUGCUGGUACUGAUGGCCUGUGUAUCCGAGGCGGAUAGACUUGAUUGGAUGUUUAGAGACGAUCCUGACGCAUCGUUUUACGAUAAGGCGUGCGGCUCAUAUCUGCCCUAUAUGCAAACAACGAUGAAAUGUUUUAUGUCGUUCGCAAGCGAACAUUCCAAAAAUCUACCAGUAGAAGCACGUCUGGACGAGUACCGAGGGCUCUGUGCGCAAGUGACGAACUCCAGCUUAUCGGAAAACGCUUAUGAGCGCAUUUGGUCGAACGCAACCCGCCAUUUUCAGAGCUAUUUGCCUGUCCCAGAUGCUGCUUUGACAGCGCCCGUGGUUAUACCAGAUAAUGUUGUUUUGCCGAGCUUAAAAUACUACCGAGGUACAUUCUAUAACCUGACUGCGGGCUUUACUUUCAGCUUGGCUAUCAACGGGUUUGUGGCGAUAAUUAUACUUCUCGCUGUGUGGGCCAGGCAUUCUAAAUCUAAUGGAAAGCUUUCCCGUUAUGUACGGUCCAGGGUUUUGAUUCCGGCGGUCUUCGAUACUACUCAUCAUUCAGAAACUAGGGUUCUGCCUUUUUACAAGGUAAUUCUUCCAACUAGGGGGGAGGCAGUUACUCUCGCAUGCUUUUUGUUAGCGAAUGCAGGCUUGUCUCUCUACAAUUAUCCCGUCUUGAGUUCGAAAAUGGACACCAAGCUCUUUUUCCUGGUACGAUGCAUCGCCAACCGCUCGGGCGGACUGGCAUUUGGCUUGAUCCCAAUGACAAUUCUGCUGGCCGGGCGUAAUAAUUUCAUACAGCAGCUGACAGGGGCGCCUUAUUCCAGCCUUAUAUUUUUUCAUAAAUGGGCAGCUCGAACAAUGACUUUCUACGCAGUGGUCCAUUCUAUUUUAUGGGUCGCGUAUGUGGCUAUCCGCAUGCGGGUGUCUUUGUGGUAUUUUUUCGUGAGUUUCGCUUAUUGGAGAUGGGGUGUAAUAGCUACGGUGGCUUCAGCCGUGCUUGUGUUGCACUCUGUUCAUAUUUUGAAAGCUAAACAGUAUGAAAUAUUUCUCGUUGUCCACAUCUCAUUGGCGCUUAUAUUCCUUUAUGGUUGUUGGAAACAUUGUGCAGAAUUCGGAUGGCUUGGCUGGAUUUACCUUGCAGCUGGUUUAUGGGUAUGGGAUCGUAUUUGCAGAGCAUGGCGCUUUCUAUUUGCAUCGGGAGGAUAUAAAAACGCAUAUGCACAGGUACUAUCAACCUCGGACGAAAUUUUCAGAAUCACUGUCCCUUGCGUGGAUAAGCGUCAUUUCAAGUUCUUUCCCGGUUGCUAUGCUUUCGUAUACGUUAAUGGCCGCAAGUGGUUUUGGCAAUCUCACCCCUUUACGCUAAUGAAUUCUGGAGAAGCUCUACACGUACUGGUGAGAGCGAAGAAUGGUCUCACCAGAGACAUAUUUUGUGCCCUCCCAAGUGAUGGGGCUCGCUUGCCGUUGAGAAUAGCAUUAGAGGGUCCAUACGGGCACGAAGCGCCACUAAGAUCUUAUUCAAACGUUUUGCUCUUAGCAAGUGGGGCGGGAAUUCCGGGGCCCGCCAGCUAUCUGCAAAAAUUAAUUGAUUCCCAUGAUCACUGUGAAGUCAUUCAAUGCACUUUUGUAUGGAUUGUUCCCUCUGAAUCUUUGAUAGACACUAUGAGGGACACGCUGUUGACAAUCUGUAAGAAAAUUGGUAAAGCACACAUGAAGAUCCAAUAUAAACUACUCAUUUACGUGACGCGGUCCCAGGGGGGAAAUGCGGAUCUGGAGUGGUUACCACACGAAAUCGAACUGCAUAAGUUCAGGCCUAGCGUCGAAACGUUGAUACAAGAUUUUUGUAAAGAGAGCAGCGGCACUAUAGCGAUCGUUUCCUGCGCAAAUCCUGGCUUGGAUGACUUGGCUCGGCGCUACAUUGCGCAAGCAAUUCAGGUCCAUCCAGCCCGCAUAGAUUACUUUGACGAAUUACAGGUCUGGUAG
Molecule: messenger RNA, 2031 nt
Organism: Lachancea dasiensis
Lineage: Eukaryota; Fungi; Ascomycota; Saccharomycetes; Saccharomycetales; Saccharomycetaceae
Source: the annotation of a GenBank genome assembly